CAUUAAACAUCCAAAACAUACCCACUCACUCCCUAAAAAUGGAGAAGAUUUCACACAAUUUCAUACCAGUUAACGCGCUAAACCUCCAUGUAGCUGAAAUCUGCUCUAAGUCCUCACCCACAGUGGUUUUCCUUCACGGUUUCCCGGGGACAUGGUACAGUUGGCGUCAUCAGAUGGUUGAUGUAUCAAAUGCCGGUUUCAUAGCCAUUGCACCUGAUCUCAGAGGAUAUGGUCUUUCGGAUCCACCUCCACAACCCGAAAAGGCAUCCUUCACUGACUUUCUCAAAAAUAUUGCCUCUAUCCUUGAUUCUCUUGCCAUUUCUAAGGCGUUUAUGAUUGGUAAAGAUUUUGGAGCAAUGGUGGACUACACAUUCGCUCUUAUGUACCCAGAGAAAGUAGGAGGAAUUGUAACGCUUGUCCUGCCAUUUAUGCCUCCAGGUGCUAUCAAUCAUCAUUUGCCUCUCUCGGAGGGCUUUUAUGCUCGAAGAUGGAUGGAACCAGGAAGAGCUGAAGCUGAUUUUAGUCGUUUUGAUGCUAAAACUGUGGUGAAAAACCUCUAUAUCAUGUUUUCUAAAAAUGAAAUACUGAUAGCCAAUGAAGACCAGGAGAUAAUGGAUUUGGUUAAACCGUUGACUCCUCUACCCUUUUGGUUCACGGAGGAGGAUCUUGCCACUUAUGGUGUUUUGUAUAAGAAAUCUGGUUUUCAAACAGCACUCCAAGUUCCCUAUAGGUCAGCUGGUGAUAAUAAUGGAUCCCAUGAAAAUGAUCCGCUAGUAGAAGCUCCUUCAAUGUUGAUCAUUGGUGAGGAGGAUUGUGUGAUCAAAUAUCCUGGAUUGGAUGAAUAUAUUAGGAGUGGGGAGGUGAAGAAAUAUGUACCCAACCUAGAAACUAUACAUGUGCCUCAUGGAUCUCAUUUUGUUAAUGAGCAAUUCCCCGACAAGGUCAACCAACUUAUCAUCACUUUCCUUGAUCAGAACAAGCAUCGCUUGGUGGCUUAAUUCAUUUCCAUGAAAAAGACCCGGUUAAAUGCUUAAAAUAACUCCGGGUUUGCAACUAGGUUAUGCAGGGUGGGUUAUAUAUGAAAAACCUAAUAAAAAUCGGUUCACCAAUCGGGUCAUAACAAUUUAAUAUAGUCUGGUUCCUAUAAAUAAAACCGGGUACUUUCAUGUUAAAGAGGACUGCCUUUAUGUGGUCAUACUGAAACAACAUGGUUCUUUUAUAUGAGUAAGGUUAUGGCCUGGUUUUUAUUUAGGGUUCUGCAGCGGGUCUUUUUAGUGCUUUCAAUUUUUUUAAAACUCUUUUAUUACAUUUAUAAUUUGAGUACCAUCAUGGUUUUGUACUAUGCAACCGCCAACGAGGUACUCAGGUACUCUCACUAGUUUUAAUUCUUUUAAUGUUCAUUUAUUAACUUUGUAAUCUAUGUACCAACAUACUUUGUUACAUUGCUAAUUUUUCAUUUAACUAAAC
Lactuca virosa is the source of this 1467-nucleotide messenger RNA. The record is from the annotation of a GenBank genome assembly. Lineage: Eukaryota; Viridiplantae; Streptophyta; Magnoliopsida; Asterales; Asteraceae.